AUGAAUAUCUGGAUAGCUGCAAGCGAUGGUAAACAGGAAGUAGUGGAGCAACUGCUAGCUCAAGGUUCUGGCAUCGACUCCAACGUGAAGGAUCCUAAUGGUUACACGCCAGUCCAUGCUGCUGCCGCCUAUGGGCACAUUGAACUACUGAAGAAGCUUUGCAAAGACUAUAACGGUGAUAUUAAUGUGAGAGAUGGGGAUGGUGAUACUCCUCUGCAUCAUUGUGAGGAUCUGAACACUGCCAAAGUCAUAGUGGAAGAUCUGGGCGCUGAUACCACACUGACUAACAACGAAAAGAAAACAGCAUUACAAAGUUUCGAGGAAGAUGGUGAAUUUCCAGAUCUAAUAAACUACAUGAAGUCAAUAAGUGGCAUUCCUCAAGAGCAGGACAGUCUUGGAAUCGACGUGAGCCAACUUAACGAAUUCAAGAACAGCAUACGUUAUACAUUAGAAAAUGACCCCGUUGAUGAAUCUGACCCAGAGUCCCUUGCCAGAAGACAGAAACUGGAGGCUAUUAUUCAGGGAGACAACGCUGAGCAAGAAUUAGAAAACUACAUAAGAGACAUCAUUCGGAACCAGUUGAUGCCUCAAGACGAUGAUCCACAAGGCACCAAACGCAGAAAGUGA
Messenger RNA from Zygotorulaspora mrakii, 627 nucleotides. RefSeq lists its product as uncharacterized. Gene Ontology annotation, molecular function: protein binding. Lineage: Eukaryota; Fungi; Ascomycota; Saccharomycetes; Saccharomycetales; Saccharomycetaceae. Bases 1 to 627 code for a protein of 208 amino acids. The record is from RefSeq and is a predicted model, not a curated record. The transcript has a single exon.